GUUUGGCAGGACUAAUGAAUUAAAAAUCUUGGACUCUUGUCAGUUUGCUGCUUUAAUAAUGCCUCUGAUGGAUGGAUUUUUUUGCCCCACGAAGCAUGACAAUACCAUAAUCCCUCAUUGUUGGAAAGGAAAGGAAGGGAUGGGACUGGACCGGAUGGUGGAAUUGUGAGGGAAAACAGAAAAGGGUGGUCCGGAGGGACUGCAAAGCCUAUGGGAAGUGCAGGUAGCAGCAUGUUGCCACGACAGCUGUUUCAACUUCUCAGACCUUGUCAGCUUGCUGCUAUGUAGCAGGUGCAGCCUUUUCUUUUAUUGAAUCUGUACUCCAUAAAGGCAAGAACAAGCCAAGGCUGUGGCUGGCCCUGGAUUAUACAAGUGCAGACACUACUAAGUGAGCUGGAAGAUACAAGUAAACGCAUAGGCCCAAGUGCCCACAUGAUCACCACAGCAAGGGUAGCUGCUGAUAAAGCGAUACGAAUUGCUUUCAGUCUAAAUGACUCCCCAGAUGAUACGUCCCCUGAGGAUGCCUUUCCUUUGGCUUUUCCUGAUCUAGAACAGCAGCUCCAGCCCCUGCCUCCUUGCCAUGAUUCAAAAGAAUCUAUGCAGGUGUUCAAACAGCAUUGCCAAAUUGCAGAAGAAUACUAUGAAGUCAAAAAGGAAAUUGCACUGCUUGAAGAAAGGAAAAGGGAUCUGAUCAUUAGGCUAGAUCAAGCUGAGAAAGAAAGCAUGGAUGCUGCUCGGCUAACAAAAGAGUAUGCAGACCUGACAGAAGAGAACCGGACAUUGAAGUUAGCCCAGACACAAUGUGUUGAACAGCUGGAGAAGCUCAGAAUACAGUAUCAAAAAAGACAGGGAUCAUCAUAACUUUGAAUGAAACUGUCUGGGUCAAUACAAAUCUAGGGUCUUUUUUUAUGUCAGGCAAUAUUUUCCUUCCCUCCUUCAAAGGUUCCCUGAAAUAGGCUGGAACACUUUCCUCACCGAAUAUGUACAUGUCUAAAUUUGAUUUAGUGCUUGCCAGCCGCUAGCUUAAUAUGGAUAUUGUAUGUGUUAUAUAAUGGAUAUUUUAUUUUGGGUAACAUUGUCUAUCCCCAUUAUACACUGAAAUGAAUCAGAUUUCUUUUCUAAAUGUAUUUCUUAAGAUUAAAGAAGAUUCAAGCACACUCAAAAGCAAUAUUAAUAGUCUCUGUGUUGUGAGGGAUAGGACCAUAUUAAAUCACACAGAAGGAGCUUCAUUAAUGCAGGAAACAUUGGAGCACACCUUUGCUUUUUUCCUAAAUCUGAAGCCAUUACAGGAAAAAUGUUAGCUUACUUAUCUGGCAUUAUAUUACAAAGGACCAUCAUCCACUAAAGAACAUUUGAAAACUAGUCACAUUGCACCUGGAUCAAUUUCUUUCCCAGGGCUGUAAACUUAUUGUACACACCUUUCUUGGAAGUACCGUAAGUCCCUUUGUAUACCUGAGUGUGCUUGUGUAGGCUUUCACAUCAAUUGGCAAUUAUUUUGUAUAACUAUAAUAUACUAAGUAGACAGUGAUAUUUCACUUGCUCUAAAAUGAGCUUGUUUAAGAUUAUGGCCUGGCAUCACAAUCUUUCCAAAGCAGGGGGGAAGUUCUGUUGCUAUUUCAGCAUCAUGAUUUGCUUCCUAAUGGAAGAGUGUGCAGAACCAUAACCUUAAGAUGCUAUUGGAAGAAAAUUCUGUUGAAAUCCUGCCCUUUCCUGUACAAGAAAUAUUUCUGUUGAUUAGUCAGUGUGCACAGACUUUUAGCUGUGGUUCCAUGCAACAAACAGGAUGUGUAAAAGCUGGUGCCACACAUAAAGGUCAGCACCAUUUGGUUUUUCGCAUAGGAUUUUGGCUCCAACAUAUUGAGGAUUCAUUCAUUCAUUCACUUAAUUUAUACUCUGCCUUUUUCCCACUAUGAGAUCCAAGGUGGAUUACAAUAAAUUAAAAUAUAAAUUAGCUUAAAUGUUAUAUUACAAUUUUAAAAACAACAACAACUAUUAAACAAAAAAUACAAUUAAAAUCAGACAGUUAAGAACAGUUUAAAUACACCAAAAAUAUAAUGAAAACCCGUAUAAGAUAAGGAUAUAGCACACCACUUUCAACAUUGUUCUAACAUUAAAUAUCAAUCAAAGGCUUGCCUAAAUAAAUAGAUCUUAGCCUGCCAGAUGAGUAUCAUAGUCGUGCUAGAGGCACUUUGGGGCUGACUUUUCUGAACCACUCUAGUACAGCUAUAAAAGUCAGCAUGCUCGGACUAGAAGCUGGAUACUCAAAGAGGCAAUGGCAAUCAGUCUAAGGCCAAGAUCUAAUAGUUACAAUAGUGGUGUGUAACUCUACCUGUAUACCUAUUUAUAGGGCCAACAGGCAAUGACAUCUUCUCCUUGGGUAUAAAAAGGCAGGUGGAGUCAGCCCCUGGCCACUGACUGGCCACAACAGUACAUUCAGGAGCCAUUGAGCUGCCCUUCAACACCUGGAGGAGGAAAAGAAGUAGCAUUCCACCCCUAAGAAGAAUCCUGAAUACACUUAAUGAAAUCAAUGAAUGGAUUCAGCUUAUAUGUUGAAGUUUAUUUCUAAGUAUAGGUGGUUAGAAUCAGUUGUUUAAAUUCAGAUGUGGAAUUCCUAAUAUGGUAAAUUAUUAAGGGUGUAUAUACACUGUAGUUAUAAUGCAGUUUGAUACAACUUUAAGUGCCAUGGCCCCAUCCUACAGACUUCUGGGGUUUGUAGUUCUGUGAGGCAUUAGCACUCUUUGGCAGAUGCAGCUAAAGACCUUGUAAAACUACAAAUCCUAGGAUUCCAUAGAAAUGAGCCACUUCAGUUAGAGUCAACUACAUCAUUUCUACAGUGAAGAACCCUAGGAUUAUAUGACUACCAGUCCCAAACACAUCACUUGAAAGUCACUGGCUUUCUUUUUGGGUUAUCUGUUUAGGUUGUGGUAUAAAAAUAGGAUUGUCCUACAUACUAUAUCCCCAGUUUGAUUAAUUUUCCAUGGAGCAAUUGCUGAGCAAAGAAGACUAACAAAAAUAUGAUGUACUUCACCCUUUCCUCUACUGGUGAUAGCUAUGUUUUCCUAAAUCUGCUGAAAACUUUGUUAUACAUCCAUUUCUAUUCAAACAGGUUUUUUUCAUUAAAAGACAACUGAAAAAGUUA
Sceloporus undulatus (fence lizard) is the source of this 3139-nucleotide messenger RNA. RefSeq names its product MAP3K7 C-terminal like (gene MAP3K7CL). Gene Ontology annotation, cellular component: nucleus; cytosol. The record is from RefSeq and is a predicted model, not a curated record. The transcript is spliced from 5 exons. Lineage: Eukaryota; Metazoa; Chordata; Lepidosauria; Squamata; Phrynosomatidae. The coding region runs from base 433 to 861 and encodes 142 amino acids.